AUGGACCCCAUCAACUGCUCGUCUGUGGAUUUCUCUGAUGUUCUGGCCAGCAAGAUGAGCCCCAGUAAGAUCCUCCUUUCUCUGACUCUCUCCUUCCUGGCUGUGGCCACCACCGCCAUCAACUCCCUGGUCAUCACUGCCAUCCUGAUCACCCGCAAACUCCACCAACCCGCCAACUACCUCAUUUGCUCUCUAGCUGUGACAGACCUUCUGGUCGCUGUUCUGGUGAUGCCCGUCAGCAUUGUGUACAUAGCAGAAGAGACCUGGGUUCUUGGUCCCAUUGUCUGCCACCUGUGGUUAGGUGUCGAUGUUACAUGCUGCACCUGCUCAAUUUUACACCUCGCCGCCAUUGCGCUUGAUCGAUACCGUGCCAUCACUGAUGCUGUGGCGUAUUCACAAAAGCGCACAUAUAAAAGAGCGAUCGUAACCAUAUUGUCUCUGUGGACACUUUCCGUCCUGGUGUCCCUUCCACCCUUAGUAUGGAGGAAAUUGCCUAAAGUGGAAUUCAAGGACGGGAAGAGGGAGCCCAUGGACUGUUUAAUCGAACACGACCACGUGGCUUUUACCGUUUACUCAACUUUUGGAGCAUUUUACAUUCCUCUGGCACUCAUUUUGGUUCUUUACUACAAGAUCUACAAGGCGGCGGAGAUGCUUCGUAACCGUAGAGGAAGCAGCCGGUUAGUCAAACAGACCGUCAGCAGUGUAAUGCUUCCGGGAAUGAGCUCUGAUAAAGACAUCGCUUUAAGUCCUGACUCAUUUUGCCCAAUUGAGAAGUCUUUUUCUGAUCCUUCGACAGAUGGGGAAAGAGUACGCAUUACUUCCUCAUCAGGUAAUCUCAUCAGAGUCCGGAGGAACCCGGGAGCCAGGGAGAGACGGGCAGCUUUGACAUUAGGACUAAUCCUGGGAGCUUUUGUGGUGUGUUGGUUACCGUUCUUCCUGAAGGAGGUGAUUGUAAAUAUUUGUCCGACCUGCACCACCUCUGCGGUGCUUGCAGAUUUCCUCACCUGGCUUGGUUAUCUCAAUUCUCUCAUAAACCCACUAAUAUACACCAUCUUUAAUGAGGACUUUAAGAAAGCCUUUAAAAAACUUCUGCCACUCUGUUGCAGCACUGUCUUGUGAAAUUGCCUGGGAAGGAGGAAGA
This is a messenger RNA of Danio aesculapii, 1141 nucleotides long. RefSeq names its product 5-hydroxytryptamine (serotonin) receptor 1Fb (gene htr1fb). Gene Ontology annotation, molecular function: G protein-coupled serotonin receptor activity; neurotransmitter receptor activity. Bases 1 to 1119 code for a protein of 372 amino acids. Gene Ontology annotation, cellular component: dendrite; plasma membrane. NCBI's taxonomy places the organism in Eukaryota, Metazoa, Chordata, Actinopteri, Cypriniformes, Danionidae. The transcript has a single exon. The record is from RefSeq and is a predicted model, not a curated record. Gene Ontology annotation, biological process: chemical synaptic transmission; G protein-coupled receptor signaling pathway, coupled to cyclic nucleotide second messenger.